UGUUUGGGAUACUUCCUGAAUAAACAAAAACAGGGGAGCACAGCUGAGUAGGUUUUGGCCCAGAGCUGAACUGUAGAAGAAGCUGUUAAAAGAUACCUCAGUGGGAUUCCACCAUCCUUCACUGUCUGCGUGUGUCCGAGACACAACGUCUGGAUGUAAUCUGCUGUGUGAGGAAGGAGGGGGCAUUUAAGAUAGGAAGAGAGAAAGUGAAACUGUUUGCAGAUUUAAAAGUUCUUGGGAGGAGUCACACAGGCAACAAAAACUUCACUGAGAAAGAAUGGAAAAAGGAUAUGAGAUUCUCUCAAAUAACACGUAUACAAAUACUGUCAGUGUUAAUAUCACAGAUGAGUCAGAGUGCUUCAUUUGCAGAGAUGUGGGCCUGGUGGGUGAGGAUCCACUGAGAACCUUCUGUGACUGUAAGAGCCUUGUGGCUCACCACAGCUGCCUGCUCACCUGGAUCAAAAAGGGUCUGGGACGAGAGGAGAGACUGAGUUGUAGCAUUUGCAAAGCUGAGUAUCAGCUGCAGAGAUGUGUUCCCUGGCGGACCGUGGCCUCUCAGUGGCAGACCUGGCCCAUUCUAGCCAUCGCUGUUCUCCUGCUGGCUCUGGUGCCAUACGUGGUGUAUCGGAUGAUGACUGCUUUUGAAAAUCCCCCUCCACACUCGCUCUUCAAGUCUGCUGCAAUCUGCUUCGGGCUGCUUAGCGAAGCCCUGUUGAUCAAGUGCUUGUGCAGCUACUUCAGCCACCGACUCCAGCGAGCAGAGCAAAGCUCCUUUAGCCUCCAGCCUCGCAGAUCUGAAGAGCAUGAAGUCCAGACCAAUCUGAGGCAGUGCGCCACGGCAGGGGUCAAAGGUUAGGACUCACCGGCAGUGGCGGUAGAGAGGAACCACUUGGUUGUAAGCUCUGAGAGGAGAGGAUCAGGACCACACUGUUAAAUAUGACCAGGGGGAAUAAGACCUGUGGUGCAGGAAGGAAAAAAAAAAACAGUGACUUAUUUAAAUGUCUGGAGAGGUCCUGCUGCAGACACUGGCAUAUUUUCAGCAGAUGAAACCCAGAAGCAGAAGAAUAACAGAAAUGGAUGAUGCCACUGUUUUCCUGGGUUGAAAAUGGAUGGAUGCUUCAUAGCCCUUGAAUUUUUUUUUUUUUUUUUUUAAUAAAAACAGUGUUGAGUUGGUACAAAGUUUAUCAGUUUACUUUACCAAUAUCCCAAAGCACUUUUGCCAUAUAAUAGUUGUAUAUAAUUCAUUGCACAUGUCACUUUUUAAUGGCUGACUUUUUCAAGGGAUUUUCAGAACUUCUGAGCCCAUUUUUCAAUGUCUUUCAGAAACAUAAUCCAUAAAUGUGAUAUACUCAAAAAAUAUAAAAAGUAUAUUUAAGUACUACAUUGCCUGCAUUUCUUUUGGAUUUCUUUUUCAUUUCCACCAUCAGUGUAUAGGUGUAAAAAUAUCUUUGACCUUUCCAGAAACAAACUGAUGAUCCAAUUAGAUCACUUAUAAUAAUUGCCAAUGCAAGAAGUACUCAUGAAAUUUUAUUUUCUGUAUCAUGUUAAAGAAAUGUAUAAAGAUGUAUGAAGAAAAAAAAAAAGCUUGCUUUCUUCUCUCUUGCCUGUUCUUCUUCAUCUUUGCACUGAGAACAAGUGUAACAUUCUCAACCCUUGCAGCGCUGAGUACUGUAGCAAUAUUAUAAUGACAUGACUAAUGAGGAUUGAGACCAUGGUAACAGGUGUUAAGCAUGAUAAUAAAAGGAAAGGUGGAGUGCUGUACUUUAGUUACUGUACUACUCCCACAUGUUAAUAAAAGUGCCGAGAGCUGAGUGCGA
Molecule: messenger RNA, 1817 nt
Organism: Megalobrama amblycephala (Wuchang bream)
Lineage: Eukaryota; Metazoa; Chordata; Actinopteri; Cypriniformes; Xenocyprididae
Exons: 5
Coding region: 278-856 (192 amino acids)
Molecular function (GO): zinc ion binding
Source: RefSeq, a predicted model, not a curated record